AUGUCGGAAGAGCGGACGCAAGCUCUGCGUGUAGAGUUGAAGACGUGGGAGAAGCAAUUUUCUGUACAACAUGGCGGGAAGAGACCGAGUCGUGAGGACAUCAAGAACAAUGUCGAGAUUGGUAUGCAGAGCACGAGACCUCGAAUUCAUGAUGUUGUACUGAUGAACGACUGCANNGCUGCAAAGUACAGAGAGUAUGAUAGACUGAGACGGCCAGCGACAAAACAGAUCGAGUCGCAACACGCCAGACCUACAAAGCCACAUGAUGCAACACCCAAGAAAGCUGCUCCAGCAGCAACACCACAGAAAUCCAACUCGCAUUUCCUCAUCCCGAACAUCUUAACACUACAAGACGAGGAAGUAGAACUCGAACCCACUCCUGCUGCUGUACGGAUGCACCUUGGGCCCACACCACAAAAGGACGGUCACAUCCUCAGUCUCUUCGAUGACCUGUCGUCAACAGCCUCCAAGCCUUCCCGCACCGCUCUCGCAUCCAUAGAAGCAAAUGCGAAUUUUACCCCAAGUAAACCCUCACAACUUCUCUUUGCCGACAACGAAUCGCCACCGGAGAAUGUACACGACCGCACUCCUGCUUCAAGCAGCAAACGCUUCCUGCUCGACUCGUUCGUCUCGACCACACCCCUGAAGAGAAAGCGUGAGGAUGAAGAACCUGCUCAUGCCACACCAUCGAGUGCANAGGGUCUCUCGACACCCGCCUUCUUGCGUAGGACAUCCAAUAAGCUCAUCAUGGACACUCUGGUCGAAGAAGCCGAGAACGAUCAUGAGAUGAAGAGUAUGAACAUUGGCAGAAUGCGGCAACCGCCCUUCAAGAAGCGUGGCAUUGUCAGAAGUCUGAGCAGCAUCAUUCAGGGCCUGAGGAAGCAAGAAGAUGACAAGCUUGACGAAGAGCUGGAGAUGAUGCGUGAGAUGGAGGAUGGUGAAGAUAACCAUGAAUCAGCCAAACCCGCUGUCCAAGUCGAAGACAGUCAGGUGGUUAUGCCAUUAGGCCCUGACCAAGGCGUUGAGAGCGAAGAGUCAGAAGAGGAAGAGAGAGAUACUGGUGUCUUCAGGAAGCCCUGGAAGAAGAAGGGCUUGAAACGCCAGACCAAGCGUGUCAUCAGUAAGUCUAGCCUGCAUCACUUGGACCCUUCAAACCAUACUAACCACAAUUCAGUGCGACCUGCGCCAAAGUCCAAAGCCCCAGCUGAAGCAGACCAACCCGACACGACUUCCGACAACGAAGCUAACGUUGCCGAAACACAGCUGCCUGGUGCUGCGGAUGACGUCGAUUCGGACGCAGAUUCAGACGCAGCAUACAGCGACACAGAGGCAAAGCGUAAACGGCAACUCACCAAAACCACUACUGCAGACAAAGACGACGCUGCAAAGAGCUCCAAGGGCGAUGGUAUUGUCAAAAAGGCAGCCAAGAAGAUCAGCGCCACGGCACAUGCCAACUUCAGGCGGCUCAACAUCAAGAACAAGAACUCAAAAGCCAAUGGCAGAGGCAGAUUUGGCAAGAGGUGA
Molecule: messenger RNA, 1524 nt
Organism: Aureobasidium uvarum
Lineage: Eukaryota; Fungi; Ascomycota; Dothideomycetes; Dothideales; Saccotheciaceae
Source: the annotation of a GenBank genome assembly